This is a messenger RNA of Lottia gigantea (owl limpet), 684 nucleotides long. RefSeq lists its product as hypothetical. The transcript is spliced from 7 exons. Gene Ontology annotation, biological process: endoplasmic reticulum calcium ion homeostasis. Gene Ontology annotation, molecular function: calcium ion binding. Lineage: Eukaryota; Metazoa; Mollusca; Gastropoda; Lottiidae. Gene Ontology annotation, cellular component: endoplasmic reticulum. The annotation marks the transcript as partial. The record is from RefSeq and is a predicted model, not a curated record.
AUAACAGUGGAUAUGGACAAGACUUCCAUGGACAAGUUUGUGUUUGCCAUUGCCUCCAAAAAAUCAGCUCUAAGAUUACAUAAAGAAAUGAAUGAUCUGAGUCAGUUUGCCGAGAAGAGAAGUCUAGACAGAUAUGAAGUCCCGUCUAGUUAUCAGAUGUUAAGUGAAAUUGGUGAAGCCAAUCAAAUCAUCCUUGAUAAAAAGAAAGCACAAUUCUUGACAGAUUUUGAUGAAACUUGGUUAUAUUAUUCAGCAUCACCUCAAAAAGUUCAAAAGAAGUGUAUGUCUGAAGAAACACCCAGUAAAUUACCAGAAACCAAAUCUGUUUUACUUUUCUGUUUUAAUGUACCAACCAAGGGUAAAACGAAACCAUACGACAUGGAGUUUAUUAAACCAUUGAUGCAUCUAGUAUUUUACAGUAUUGAUAAAGUCUCACGAUUAACUCUUGGAAAGGAGGCUAGAGGAAAAGCUGACAAGAAUCGCCAGAAGGCUGAAGAAGUUUUUCUGAAGUCCAUUCAUUCUCAACGUCAAGAGGCAGCUCAGUCUCGACGGGAAGAAAAACGCAGAGCUGAAAAAGACAGACUAAUGAACGAGGAGGAUCCUGAAAAAGCUCGAAAACUUGAAGAUAAAGAAGCUAAAAGAGAAUUAAAAAAGAAAAUUCCUAAAGUUAAGAUGAUGAAGGUA